Molecule: messenger RNA, 1572 nt
Organism: Postia placenta MAD-698-R-SB12
Lineage: Eukaryota; Fungi; Basidiomycota; Agaricomycetes; Polyporales; Adustoporiaceae
Exons: 2
Coding region: 1-1572 (523 amino acids)
Cellular component (GO): membrane
Molecular function (GO): GTP binding
Source: RefSeq, a predicted model, not a curated record
AUGUUCGGUGUCGUCGGUGAUAUCGUUGCCAUCGUGAUCCUUUCUCUGGUAGCUAACAAGUUCGUCAAAGAAAGACAGACCUGGCGAUCAGAACUUCCUGGGCAAAACGGCUACGUGCAGGAGUUGGACGCGCAGUUGGAUCGUUUGAAGAAUGCAGCGGGUGACCGGCAGAGGACUCAAAUGCAAAAGAGAGAGGCCCUGGAGGUAGUAGAGAAAGCCAUAGAACUCAAGAGGGCUGCGCAGGAGAAGAUACGCAUAGAAGAGGAAAGUGCUAAAGCGGAGGCACCACAGCAAGCUGACGAGCGCAGGGUGCAAGCCGAGGAGAGCCUAAGACGGGCUGAGUGUUUGCUGAAAGAGGCAGAGGAGAGAACGCGAGCUGCAGAGGAGGGCAGGGAGAGAGCGGAAGUGUAUGCGCGACGCGCUGAUGAAGAGAGGCUCCUGGCCGAUAGAGCAAGGCUGAAGGCAGAGGACAAGGCGCGUCGUGCUGAAGACGCGAGAGCGAAAGCAGAAAUGGAACAGAGGCUUGCUGAGGAGGCAAAGGCAGCCGCAGAAGAGCGAUGCAGGCGGGCAGAGGAAGACGGGCAGCGUAGUGAAGCUGAGCGGGCGAUAGCCAACGAAGAGGCCCAGCGAGCCAGAGCCGAACGAGACGAGUCAGAGGCAGCCAAGUCAGCGGCGGUCAAAGCAGCAGACGAGGCACGGAUGGCAUUGGAGGAGGCACAAAGGACGUUGAGCAGCGUCAUGAUACCGACGCACGCAGAGUACAAGGCGACGAGGGCGCGCCUCCAGUGCCAGGAGGACUUCUUCCACUUCGCCGUUGCGGGCGCUUCUGGCAGCGGCAAGUCGUCGCUCAUCAAUGCCCUUCGCGGUCUCCGCAACGGCUCGCGCAACCCGCUCGUCGCGAAAACUAGCGUCACCGAUACUACCAAUGAAAUCACGCGCUACGCUGAUCCCGACCAAGCCAAUCCCUUCGUUUGGUAUGAAGUGCCUGACGCAGGCAUACUCGAUACCCCCGACUGGCUGCUCUUCAACGAGCGGGGCUUGUACAUCUUCGACUGCAUCAUCGUCCUCAUCGACAACCGCUUCACGGAGACGGACAUCGCGAUUCUGCGAAACUGCGCGCGCUGCCAGAUCCCUUCGUAUAUCGUCCGUUCCAAGUCCUUGCGACAUAUCCUGAACAUUCUGAACGACAUGCCAUGCGACGAAGACUCGGACGAGGAUCAUGAUGAGGAAGCGCGCAUGGACCAGGCGAUCAAGCAAUAUGUCGCCGAAACGAGACACAGCGUCGCUCAGAACCUUGAGAAGGCUGGGUUGGCGCAGCAGCGGGUCUAUGUCGUGGACAAGGAAUCGCUCGUUCAGGUUGUGAAAGGCCAAGAACCAAGUCUCCUUCUUAGCGAUCUGGAGUUAGUAGACAAUUUGCGCUCGGAUGCGCGGAGACAGCAGUCUAAGUUCGCGCCGGAGGGCAUCAGUGCCCCAGCAGCACAAACCACGAUGGCGACAGAUUCGUCGACCGUGUCAGAGACUGUUAUGUCUAACGAGGAGCUGCAGGAAGACCAUGAUGCACAUUGCUUGUGA